AUGGGCGCUUUAAGUGCUAGUUUUCGGAACUUAAAAUGGUAUCUAAAAGACCGUAUUACAAUAACACCAGUAACUGCUCUCAAUGCUGUGAUCGCCGCACAAUUGGCACCGAACAACGAGUUUAGCAUUGUUCAAAAUCGCAUUUCUGAAGGGGACCAUCUUUUGUUUUUCAACUGUCCGGAAAAUACAGCUUUAAGCACCGAUGGGUACUUUGAAUACCAGACUCCAAGGUCUCUUCUGAAGGAGCCAACAUUAGACUUCAAGAGAAGAAUGUGGGCUCUUGGAAGUAUGGAGUUUAAAUCGCCAUUGCAAGAGAAUAGGGAAUACAUCUGCGAGGAAACUGUCCGUUUCAUGAAGAAGCUCAAAAAAGAUGUCUACGUCGGAGUUCACAGAGCAGUGUUGGACGCCGAGAGUGGUGAAACCGCAGUCAACGAGCUGCGAACUCUAGUGUACACACAAACCGACGCAUCUAGUCUACUGCAAAGCUCUGCUACAAAUACCGGUCGUGAUCAAUCCAUUCCACUUACGUUCAAUAGUACCGAUAUUUUCCGCUACAGUGCAUUGACGUAUAACGCCCAUAAAGUGCACUGGGAUCGCAACUACUGUCAAAAUGUGGAGGGCUACAGGGACGUUAUUGUACAAGGCCCCUACAUGGUUCAUAUCAUACUCAAAUACGUUCGAUUCGGUCUUGGCCUAGGAGUGAAAGACGUGAAAUACAAGAACGUGCAUGUUCUGUACCCCGGAACAGCAGUCAGCCUCUGCGUUUUCCAUGUUUCACCCACGCAGAAGGAUAUUGAGCUGAAAGAUGUUACAAAUGGACAAGUCUAUUGCAAAGCUAGUGUGGGCGUGAAUUGA
Lachancea sp. 'fantastica' is the source of this 855-nucleotide messenger RNA. NCBI's taxonomy places the organism in Eukaryota, Fungi, Ascomycota, Saccharomycetes, Saccharomycetales, Saccharomycetaceae. The record is from the annotation of a GenBank genome assembly.